AACAUAUCUCUAAGCUAAGAGACGAAGUCGUGAGAGGAAAAAAAUUAAAGAGAGAAUUUCGAUAGCUUUAUAAUGGUGAACUUGGUGGUUGCACUAAGAUCCUCGAUGUGCAUGAUCGUAAAAUCAGCCGGCAUUGUUCCCUACACCGUAGAAAUCGAACCAGGAACCAAUAUUCAUUUCUGGUUACCAAAGAAAACCGGCGAUAAACCGGCCGUGUUACUCAUACAUGGUUUUGCCGGCGAUGGAGUGAUGACUUGGGCGUUACAGGUUCGUUCUUUAUCAAAGAGAUACUCUGUUUAUAUACCGGACUUGCCCUUCUUCGGUAAGUCGUACACCGAUAAACCGGACCGGUCACCGGAGUUUCAAGCCGAGUGUUUGGUAAAGGCUAUGCGUAUCCUUGGCGUGAAAACGUUUGUUCCGGUCGGGUUUAGCUACGGUGGCGUUGUGGCGUUCAAGAUUGCGGAGUUGCAUGGGGACAUGGUUAAGGCUUUAGUGGUGUCUGGUUCUCCUCCGGUUAUGACUGACUCGAAUGUGAACCGGUUUGGGUUUAGUUCAGUUUCGGAUGUCUUGUUACCCAAAACGGUUAAAGGACUUAAGUUUCUUCUCUCCUUAGCUAUGCAUAAACGCAUCUGGCUCCCAAGUUGGCCACUAAAAGAUUACCUUAAGGUGCAUCAGACAAUGUUUACUAAUAGGAAAGAAAGGGCUGAACUCUUAGAAGCUCUAGUCAUCAGUAAUGACAAUACAUUCCCAAGUUUUCCUCAGAAAAUACAUCUUUUGUGGGGCGAAAAUGAUCAAUUCUUCAGUCUUGAAUUUGCGAAAGAUCUGCGAAUAAAAUUGGGAGAAAUAACAAGCAUGGAAAGUAUAAAGAAUGGAGGUCACUUGGUGCAACUGGAAAGACCAUUUAUCUACAACAAACUUCUCAACAAAUUUCUUGCUUCCGUAGAAAAUCUUUAAAAUAAGAAUCCAAAUUGUUUAAGCACAAUAUUUUUACUAAAAAAAAAAAAUUGGAUUUGUGAUUUUUUAAAUUAGUAAAUAACAAAUAUAAA
Molecule: messenger RNA, 1046 nt
Organism: Brassica oleracea var. oleracea
Lineage: Eukaryota; Viridiplantae; Streptophyta; Magnoliopsida; Brassicales; Brassicaceae
Product: monoacylglycerol lipase ABHD6-like
Exons: 4
Coding region: 73-954 (293 amino acids)
Source: RefSeq, a predicted model, not a curated record